Closterium sp. NIES-67 is the source of this 612-nucleotide messenger RNA. Lineage: Eukaryota; Viridiplantae; Streptophyta; Zygnematophyceae; Desmidiales; Closteriaceae. The record is from the annotation of a GenBank genome assembly.
CGUGAAGGAGUUGCAGCAGUUCCUAGGCUUCGCUAAUUACUACAACAGGUUCGUGCCACAGUAUGCGAAACUCGCGGCACCACUCACGAAUCUGCUGAAGAAGAACACGCCCUACAAAUGGGAGACGAAGCACCAGGAAGCCGUGGAGCAGCUGAAACAAGCACUAACGUCCGCACCGGUGCUCAUCUUGCCAGAUCCCGAACGCGACUACGUAAUCGAAGCUGACGCCAGCGACCAGGCAGUGGGAGCAGUCUUAAUGCAAGACCAGGGGAAUGGACUGCAACCAAUUGCCUACCUCAGCAAGAAACUGCACGGGGCAGAACUCAACUACCCGAUACACGACAAAGAGGCUCUUGCUAUCGUCAUCGCCUUCAAAGCGUGGAGAUGCUAUCUCGAAGGACGAAGAACAACCGUCUACACCGACCACUGCAGCCUGAAAUAUUUGAAGACACAACCCAACCUUUCCAGGCGGCAGGUCCGGUGGAUCGACUUCCUCGAGACACACUUCCACUACGACAUCGUGUACAAGCCCGGCCACAAGAACAAAGCAGACGCUCUCAGCCGGCCUGCACACCAGUCAUGACGCCAUCCUUGUCGUCAUUGACAAGUUCU